AUGUUCACGGGUGUGACAAAGGGCUUCCGCUUCAAGAUCCGCUUCGCCUACGCGCACUUUCCCAUCUCCGUCUCCGUGGAGGAUCAGCUUGUGGAGAUCCGCAACUUCCUUGGGGAGAAGCGCGUUCGCCGGCAGCUCGUCGCCGAUGGCGUCAAGGUCUACCGCACGGACCCCUCCGUCGUGAAGGACGAACUCGUGCUGGAGGGCAACGACCUGGAGGAGGUCUCGCGCGAGGCCGCCGUGAUGCACCAGCUCUGCCUGGUGAAAAAGAAGGAUAUCCGUAAGUUCCUGGACGGCAUCUACGUGCAGACCAAGACCCACGUCGAGGUGGAUGAGUAG
Trypanosoma conorhini is the source of this 339-nucleotide messenger RNA. Its product is annotated as large subunit ribosomal protein L9e. Gene Ontology annotation, biological process: cytoplasmic translation. Lineage: Eukaryota; Euglenozoa; Kinetoplastea; Trypanosomatida; Trypanosomatidae. The transcript has a single exon. The record is from RefSeq and is a predicted model, not a curated record. Gene Ontology annotation, molecular function: structural constituent of ribosome; rRNA binding. The coding region runs from base 1 to 339 and encodes 112 amino acids. Gene Ontology annotation, cellular component: cytosolic large ribosomal subunit; ribosome.